AAUAGAUGAAUAUUUUCUCCUACAACAUCGGAGUGUAGCGCCACAUUAAAUACGCACUGCAAUCACAAUAGUUUAAAGCGAUUUGAAGAAUGUUUUUGUUAAAAAAAAUUUGGGGGGGUGGGGGGUCAAAAAUCGUCCAAACUCGCGUGACGUCAUUUAUGGACGGCCCCUAAGAUAAUCCGAAUCCAACUAUUGAAAAACCCACAGGGGACGGUGGUGGUGGUAGUGGCGGUGUUUCGUUAACAUCUUAUUGUUUUUUUCACCACCCCCUCUACGCGUCGAGUGUUCUUUAUUUCCGCAUAUCUAGGCGGUGAGAAAUUUUGCUUCAAAUAGCGAUGGUGCAAGGUGGCGCAUGGCAGUCCCCAAGACGCGUCGUCUCAGCUCGCGUGCGUGCAAGUGGUGCUUCCAUUCGACUUCUCUCCGCGUGUUCAUUAGAAGCGAGUUGGAGUUGAAAUCUCCCACCACCGUCCACAAGAUUGGAAGAACUUCGAGAACCAUGGCGACUCAAGCUGCGUCAAUUGUCCUGAUGAUCUUCGUCGCUGGAGCGUACAUCUCGGCUGUCCAAGGCACUCCUGCCGCACCCAGGGGCCGCAUUGUGAACGGUCAGGAGGCCACUCCACAUGCGUGGCCAUGGCAGGUGUCUGUGCUGUUCUUCUCAGUGAAUUCUUGGUAUCACAAGUGCGGGGGAUCGCUCAUAGAUGCGCAGUGGGUGAUGACGGCCGCGCACUGCUACAGUAACAACACGAUACACAAGGUCUGGCUGGGAAAGCACAACUUGGGAACACAUGAAGUUGGAGAAAUCGCUUCCUCCAUCAGCCUUUUCAUCACACACCCCUCGUGGAAUCCAGACUUCCCAGAACACGGGUUUGACAUCGCGUUGAUUAAGCUCGCUGCCCCAGUGUCACUGAGCAACACCGUACAGGUGGCUGCACUGCCCGGUGCUGACUGGCUCCUGCAGAGUUGGCAGUCUUGCUACGCUACCGGUUGGGGGAGGCUUUACACCAACGGCACUCUCCCGCGAGUUCUGCAGCAGGUCGCUCUGCCCGUCCUCAGUUAUGACACCUGUAGCAGGAAACAAUGGUGGGGCUCUCUCGUGACGGAAAACAUGGUGUGUGCCGGCGAUGCUCAGCACUCUACCUGCCAGGGCGACUCGGGAGGGCCGCUCAACUGUCGGACAGACACGAAGUGGAUGGUCUACGGCAUCACCAGCUUCGGCCCGGAAAUCUGUAACACCUCCAUGAAGCCGUCCGUGUUCACGCGCGUAUCUGCAUUCAAGCGCUGGAUCACCUCCACGACUGACAUCCAGUUUCCCAACGACAUAACAACCACAACAGCUACGCCAAAAACAACCACAACAGCUCGCCCGGUGAGUAACGUUGCACGGUUCAGCUGGCCCUGUGUCUUUCUGUGCCGCUAUAAUCCGCGCAUUGUACAUUCGGUGCAUGACACGACACGUUGCAUACAUGAUAACGCGAAUCAUCCACGUGGUUAUGCAAUCACAAUCUUAGGGUGGCGGUGGUGUAUGGUGUCCUACCCGUGUGCUAUCAGUUGCCUUUAACAUCGACAAUACUGCAAGGCGUGGCCAAAUUUGGCCUUCUUAAAAAUAAGGGAGAUUUAACUACACUUAUUUGCCAAUCUUAUUUGACAGACAACCAUCACAGUUUUACCAUGUCUAGUGGUGGUCUCCCUGUCACAGGUUAAGUCACAAACCGCACCUCUCCAUAACAAAGGCUCAGCCUUUGUUAUGCAGUCUAUUCUUAGUCUCAAGCCUCACCUUACCAUAUUAAUAAAAAGUAUGCGGCCCUUGCCCCCCCCCUCCCCAACCAUUAUAUGAACGGAGUGGUAGCUCCUGAAAUCUCUCAUUUACUUGAUACAGCUGUCGUGGCUGUGACGGUACCACCUGAAGACGGAAGCUUGUGUUGCCUCCGAAACGUCGUGAGAAUUAUUUUAUUUUACUUUUCAUUGUUUUUACCUACGUGCCUUUACCGAAAAAACCUAAGAAUAUGAAUCAUUGCAAUCACGAAAGCUUCAAAUCUAGAAAUAAGGGAGGUUUAUUAAGAAAACAUAUUAUCAUUUUUUUUUACCAGUUAAGGCUACCUGGGCUACAUAACUCUAUAUCAGAAGCGACCAGCCUAUCAUAAAUUAUAGGUAAAGUGGCUUAUCAUGUGGAAAUGUAUUGCAGCCAAAUACUCAAUAAUCUAAAUCCAUGCUUCUAAAUGUGGAGGGCAAAACGGGAGGACCCAUAAAAAAAUCCAUGCGACCACGGCAAGAGAGACAUGAUAAAACUCCAAAUAUACAGGCAUCAGGGUCGGGAUCGAACCUAUGACCACCUGUAUACCAGGCAAUGUAGUUAACAUCUUGCCAUACUGAGGACUCCCCCACUGCUGAUAUAAGCAGAUAUUUAGAGGACGUUUCGAUUUAAAGCUUUCGUGACUGCAGGAAUUCAUCUUCUUGGUUCUUUCGGUAAAGUCACGUAGAAGGGAAAUAAUAAAAUAAUAAAAAUUAUAUAUAUUGUUUUAUUAUGUUUAUUUUUAUUAUUUUAUUACUUCCCUUCUAAAAUAAAACAUAUUAUUACGUUUUAUUUUAAUUUAAUUUUUUUAUUUUAUUACUUCCCUUCUACGUGACUUUACCGAAAGAACCAAGAAUAUUUAGAGGACGUGUUGAAAUGACAUUGCACGUAUUGUGACAUGUUACGUGAUUUUCUACUGGAGUCCUUUGCACUGCGGUUGAGUCAUGAAUGGUGAAGGGUGACAGAUAAGACUCCUGAUUGUAUUCACAAACAAUUCAGAUGCCAGCUAUCAAGAACACGCCAUCGGUAUGUUGUUACCAUCUCUUCAAGCAUAUUUCGCAUCACAGCGGGUCACUCGGGAACUGACAUCUGAGAAAGCUUUGAGGGGUGAUCAGGGUCAGUUCAAAUGUACAUGCCCGUACAAGUGUAUUCCUUUCAUGUGUGGUGUAUUAUUGCUGCCAUUGGUGAUGUAUGUGUAGUGCUGAACUUUACGCGGACAACUUGUUCUUUUUCUGUCGUCACUUUAUUUGAUCAAACUCAGCACAUUUCGCCACCACUCGUUCUCCGCUCGCUCGCCGCGCUCCGCCGGCCUCGCUCGCUCUGUUCCUCCCUCUCUCUCUCCGUCUCUCUCUCUCCCUACUCUCCUCUCUGCUUCGCCCGUCUCGGCUCACUCCAGCCGUCGCUCUUUCUCGGCUUUUCCAUCUCACUCCGACUGUCUCUCUCGUUCCCGUUCCACUGCUAGCCUAUCCGUCCUUUCAUCUCCCCUUCUUCCCCGGCUCCCCUGCUACCCUAUUCUAUCUUCCAUAUCCUCCUCGUCUCCGUCUCUACUGCUACCCUAUACUUAUUCUUCUUCACUGCUACCCUAUACUUCUUCUUCUACUCCACUGCUACCCGAUACUUCUUCUCACAUCUUCGUCUCCGUCCAGCUCCCAGCACAACUCCACGUCUUACUCUGACGCUCCCGUAUUUAUUCCCGUCCCUAUUAAUUUCCAAUUAAUUAACUGGCGUCUCCCCAACGCCCCGCGCCCCCAGCCCCCGCCGCCACCUGUUCCCAUUCCCAGACUUACAGGCGCCACCUUGUCCCUGACAACAACAACUGGCCAAUCACUGCCCUGCAUCCCAUAAUUGCCUAACGGGCCGUCUCCAUCCAGCCGUUGUCCCCCAGCAACAGCAGCAUGUCCCGAUACGACCACACUGUCCCCAACUCGCACGUGUUUACAAUUACCCCCCUUGGUGCACGUUAAACCACUACAUACAUAUGUUUCGAUUUAAAGCUUUCGUGACUGCAGGGAUUCAUCUUCUUGGUUUUUUCGGUAAAGUCACGUAGAAGGGAAGUAAUAAAAUGC
Lethenteron reissneri (Far Eastern brook lamprey) is the source of this 3855-nucleotide messenger RNA. RefSeq names its product chymotrypsin-like elastase family member 2A. Gene Ontology annotation, biological process: proteolysis. Gene Ontology annotation, molecular function: serine-type endopeptidase activity. Lineage: Eukaryota; Metazoa; Chordata; Hyperoartia; Petromyzontiformes; Petromyzontidae. The record is from RefSeq and is a predicted model, not a curated record.